AUGGCACCAACCUACGACAAUCAGAUGCCUUUGCCUGAGCUAUUUUUAGAAAUACUACUGUACCUGUCAUUUAGAAUCCUCACUUUGUACAGAACGGGUUUGUCUGCGAAAGUCAGGUCAAUAGAAUAUAAAGAGCCUCGCCCACCUCCAGAGGCUUCAAAAUCUCUCACAGCGCAGCUGAGACUCAGUUUAGGACCUGAGCUAACACCUACCACUGCCAACUAUGGGGCUCAGGAUCCACUUAUUGCUUAUUGUAGCCGGUUGCCUACUGCGAUUAUUGAACUUUCAAGUUUGCUGCUUAGAUUGUUUUUCAUCUUUGGUUUGGUGUCUAAAUUGGUUUUGGAAUUGUUGGCAUUUAGAGAUGUUUCAGUGCAAGGUGACACCACAAUGUCAAGUGACACCAUGACUAUAAGUCAGACUACAGAAAAUGGUACAAUUAAUACAGGACAGACAAGCACUUCAUUAAGCAGCAAUUUAGAGUCAUCAUCACCCAGUACAGAUGUCACUUCACCAAGCACAGAAACUAAUUCUACACUGGGAUCAACCACAGACACUGGGACUAACACCCAAACCACUUCCCCAGAAGAGUCCACUACUGGUGCAAGUGUAUCUACGGAAAGUACGUCAUCCAGUACUGACAGCACUACCAACCAGCCUAGUACAACAGAAACUAUUAGUACACAACCAACGAAUUCACAGUCUAGCACAGACAUUGCUAGUUUGUCGCAAUCUUCUACCCUUUCCUCUGCGACAGUCCAAGAAACACUUACAACGAGUGCUGAUAUUUUAACAUCUUCAAAUGCAGAUACUUCAGCUACCACUGGCAGUUUAUCAACAGCCUUCUCUACAGAGUCAUCUACCGUAUCUUCAUCAACAGAGAGUAUCUCUACUUUUCCAACUCAAAGCUCUUCGGUAACCCCAGCUUCUGCAGAAUCCACAUUAUUGUCAUCAUCUGUAAGCCUUACUGACGCAUCCAUCACAACAGCAGAAAGUACCACUCUACUGGAGACACCAACUGCUGUUUCUACAGGAUCUGUCCCAGAAUCAUUCACCACAAGUGCGGCUACGACAUUGUCACUUGCCGAUACUUCAAUAACAGCAGAUAGUCUGUCAACAUCACAGUCAACCAUUUCAGAAACUCUAUCUACAGGAAUAACAGACACAACCACAAGUGCUUUCCUAAGCUCUUCAAUGGCCUCAGCUAUAGCCGAAUCUACAUCUCUGUUGUCAUCUGUAAAUCCUACGGACACAUCCACUGUACCAGUUGAGAGCUCGACUCCAGGUGCGACAACAUUGUCUUCAGUUUCCACUGGAACCGUUCCAGAGUCCCUAACAACAAGUGCUGAUACUGUAACAUCUUCAAAUGCAGAUAAUUCAGCUACCACUGGUAGUUUGUCAACAGCCUUCUCUACAGAGUCAUCUACUCUAUCUUCAUCAACAGACGCUAUCUCCACUUCUCAACCUCAAAGUUCUUCAGGAACCUCAGCUUCUGUAGAAUCCACAUCAUUUUCAUCAUCUGUAAGCCUUACUGAUACAUCCAUCACAACAGCAGAAAGUACAACUCCACUGGUGACAACAUCAUCUGUUGUUUCUUCAGGAUCUGUCUCAGAAUCAUUGACCACAAGUGCGGCUACAACAUUCUCACUUGCCGAUACUUCAAUAACAACAGGUAGCUUGUCAACAUCACAGUCAACCUUUUCAGAAACUCUAUCUACAGGAAAAACAGACACAACCACAAGUGCUUUCCUAAGCUCUUCAAUGACCUCAACUAUAGCCGAAUCUACAUCUCUGUUGUCAUCUAUAAAUCCUACAGACACAUCCAGUGUACCAGUGGAGAGCUCAACUUCAGGUGUGACCACAUUGUCUUCAGUUUCCACUGGGACAGUUCCAGAAUCUCUAACAACAAGUGCUGAUACUUUAACAUCUUCAAAUGCAGAUACUUCAGCUACCACUGGUAGUUUGUCAACAGCCUUCUCUACAGAGUCAUCUACUGUAUCUUCAUCAACAGAGGCUAUCUCAACUUCUCAACCUCAAAGUUCUUCAGGAACCUUAGCUGCAGUAGAAUCCACAUCAUUUUCAUCAUCUGUCAGCCUUACUGAUACAUCCAUCACAACAGCAGAAAGUACAACUCCACUGGUGACAUCAUCUGUUGUUUCUUCAGGAUUUGUCUCAGAAUCAUUGACUACAAAUGCAGCGACAACCCUUUCUACGACAGUCCAAGAAACACUUACGAGUGCUGAUAUUUUAACAUCUUCAAAUGCAGACACUUCUGCUACUACUGGUAGUUCUUCAGGAACCUCAGCUGCUGUAGAAUCCACAUCAUUUUCAUCAUCUGUAAGCCUUACUGAUACAUCCAUCACAACAGCAGAAAGUACAUCUCCACUGGUGACAACAUCUGUUGUUUCUUCAGGAUCUGUCUCAGAAUCAUUGACAACAAGUGCAGUUACAACAUUCUCACUUGCCGAUACCUCAAUAACAACAGGUAGUUUGUCAACAUCACAGUCAACCUUUUCAGAAACUCUAUCUACAGGAACAACAGACACAACCACAAGUACUUUCCUAAGCUCUUCAAUGACCUCAACUAUAGCCGAAUCUACAUCUCUGUUGUCAUCUAUAAAUCCUACAGACACAUCCAGUGUACCAGUGGAGAGCUCAACUUCAGGUGUGACGACAUUGUCUUCAGUUUCCACUGGGACAGUUCCAGAAUCCCUAACAACAAGUGCUGAUACUUUAACAUCUACAAAUGCAGAUACUUCAGCUACCACUGGUAGUUUGUCAACAGCCUUCUCUACAGAGUCAUCUACUGUAUCUCCAUCAACAGAGGCUAUCUCCACUUCUCAAACUCAAAGUUCCUCAGGAACCUCAGCUGCUGUAGAAUCCACAUCAUUUUCAUCAUCUGUCAGCCUUACUGAUACAUCCAUCACCACAGGAGACAGUACAACUCCACUGGUGACAUCAUCUGUUGUUUCUUCAGGAUUUGUCUCAGAAUCAUUGACUACAAAUGCAGCUACAACCCUUUCACUUGCCGAUACUUCAAUAACAACAGGUAGUUUGUCAACAUCACAGUCAACCUUUUCAGAAACUCUAUCUACAGGAACAACCGACACAACCACAAGUGCUUUCCUAAGCUCUUCAAUUACCUCAACUAUAGCCGAAUCUACAUCUCUGUUGUCAUCUGUAAAUCCUACUGACACAUCCACUGUAUCAGUUGAGAGCUCGACUCCAGGUGAGACAACAUUUUCUUCAAUUUCCACUGGAACAAUUCCAGAGUCCCUAACAACAAGUGCUGAUACUUUAACAUCUUCAAAUGCAGAUACUUCAGCUACCACUGGUAGUUUGUCAACAGCCUUCUCUACAGAGUCAUCUACUUUGUCUCCAUCAACAGACGCUAUCUCCACUUCUCAACCUCAAAGUUCUUCAGGAACCUCAGCUGUAGAAUCCACAUCAUUUUCAUUAUCUGCAACCCUUACUGAUACAUCCAUCACUGCAGCAGAAAGUACCACUCCACUGGUUACAACAUCAUCUGUUGUUUCUUCAGGAUUUGUCUCAGAAUCAUUGACCACAAGUGCAGCUACAACAUUCUCACUUGCCGAUACUUCAAUAACAACAGGUAGUUUGUCAUCACAGUCAACCUUUUCAGAAACUCUAUCUACAGGAACAACAGACACAACUACAAGUGCUUUCCUAAGCUCUUUAAUGACCUCAACUAUAGUCGAAUCUACAUCAUUGUUGUCAUCUGUAAAUCCUACAGACACAUCCACUGUACCAGUGGAGAGCUCGACCCCAGGUGUGACAACAUUGUCUUCAGUUUCCACUGGGACAGUUCCAGAAUCCCUAACAAGUGCUGAUACUUUAACAUCUUCAAAUGCAGAUACUUCAGCUACCACUGGUAGUUUGUCAACAGCCUUCUCUACAGAGUCAUCUACUAUAUCUUCAUCAACAGACGCUAUCUCCACUUCUCAACCUCAAAGUUCUUCAGAAACCUCAGCUGCUGUAGAAUCCACAUCAUUUUCAUCAUCUGCAACCCUUACUGAUACAUCCAUCACAACAGCAGAAAGCACUACUCCACUGGUGACAACAUCAUCUGUUCUUUCUUCAGGAUCUGUCUCAGAAUCAUUGACCACAAAUGCAGCUACAACGCUUUCACUUGCCGAUACUUCAAUAACAACAGAUAAUUUGUCAACAUCACAGUCAACCUUUUCAGAAACUCUAUCUACAGGAACAACAGACACAACCACAAGUGCUUUCCUAAGCUCUUCAAUUACCUCAACUAUAGCUGAAUCUACAUCUCUGUUGUCAUCUGUAAAUCCUACUGACACAUCCACUGUACCAGUUGAGAGCUCGACUCCAGGUGAGACAACAUUGUCUUCGGUUUCCACUGGAACAGUUCCAGAGUCCCUAACAACAAGUGCUGAUACUUUAACAUCUUCAAAUGCAGAUACUUCAGCUACCACUGGUAGUUUGUCAACAGCCUUCUCUACAGAGUCACCUACUUUAUCUUCAUCAACAGAUGCUAUCUCCACUUCUCAACCUCAAAGUUCUUCAGGAACCUCAGCUGCUGUAGAAUCCACAUCAUUUUCAUCAUCUGCAACCCUUACUGAUACAUCCAUCACAGCAGCAGAAAGUACCACUCCACUGGUUACAACAUCAUCUGUUGUUUCUUCAGGAUUUGUCUCAGAAUCAUUGACCACAAGUGCAGCUACAACAUUCUCACUUGCCGAUACUUCAAUAACAACAGAUAGUUUGUCAACAUCACAGUCAACCUUUUCAGAAACUCUAUCUACAGGAACAACAGACACAACCACAAGUGCUUUCCUAAGCUCUUUAAUGACCUCAACUAUAGCCGAAUCUACAUCUCUGUUGUCAUCUGUAAAUCCUACAGACACAUCCACUGUAUCAGUUGAGAGCUCGACUCCAGGUGCGACAACAUUGUCUUCAGUUUCCACUGGAACAGUUCCAGAGUCCCUAACAACAAGUGCUGAUACUUUAACAUCUUCAAAUGCAGAUACUUCAGCUACCACUGGUAGUUUGUCAACAGCCUUCUCUACAGAGUCAUCUACUGUAUCUUCAUCAACAGAGGCUAUUUCCAGUUCUCAACCUCAAAGUUCUUCAGGAACCUCAGCUUCUGUAGAAUCCACAUCAUUUUCAUCAUCUGUCAGCCUUACUGAUACAUCCAUCACAACAGCAGAAAGUACCACUCCACUGGUGACAACAUCUGUUGUUUCUUCAGGAUCUGUCUCAGAAUCAUUGACCACAAGUGCAGUUACAACAUUCUCACUUGCCGAUACCUCAAUAACAACAGGUAGUUUGUCAACAUCACAGUCAACCUUUUCAGAAACUCUAUCUACAGGAACAACAAACACAACCACAAGUACUUUCCUAAGCUCUUCAAUGACCUCAACUAUAGCCGAAUCUACAUCUCUGUUGUCAUCUAUAAAUCCUACAGACACAUCCAGUGUACAAGUGGAGAGCUCAACUUCAGGUGUGAUGACAUUGUCUUCAGUUUCCACUGGGACAGUUCCAGAAUCCCUAACAACAAGUGCUGAUACUUUAACAUCUACAAAUGCAGAUACUUCAGCUACCACUGGUAGUUUGUCAACAGCCUUCUCUACAGAGUCAUCUACUGUAUCUCCAUCAACAGAGGCUAUCUCCACUUCUCAAACUCAAAGUUCCUCAGGAACCUCAGCUGCUGUAGAAUCCACAUCAUUUUCAUCAUCUGUCAGCCUUACUGAUACAUCCAUCACCAUAGGAGACAGUACAACUCCACGGGUGACAUCAUCUGUUGUUUCUUCAGGAUUUGUCUCAGAAUCAUUGACUACAAAUGCAGCUACAACCCUUUCACUUGCCGAUACUUCAAUAACAACAGGUAGUUUGUCAACAUCACAGUCAACCUUUUCAGAAACUCUAUCUACAGGAACAACCGACACAACCACAAGUGCUUUCCUAAGCUCUUCAAUUACCUCAACUAUAGCCGAAUCUACAUCUCUGUUGUCAUCUGUAAAUCCUACUGAGACAUCCACUGUACCAGUUGAGAGCUCGACUCCAGGUGAGACAACAUUUUCUUCAAUUUCCACUGAAACAAUUCCAGAGUCCCUAACAACAAGUGCUGAUACUUUAACAUCUUCAAAUGCAGAUACUUCAGCUACCACUGGUAGUUUGUCAACAGCCUUCUCUACAGAGUCAUCUACUUUGUCUCCAUCAACAGACGCUAUCUCCACUUCUCAACCUCAAAGUUCUUCAGGAACCUCAGCUUCUGUAGAAUCCACAUCAUUUUCAUCAUUUGUAAGCCUUACUGAUACAUCCAUCACAACAGCAGAAAGUACCAUUCCACUGGUUACAACAUCAGCUGUUGUUUCUUCAGGAUCUGUCUCAGAAUCACUGACCACAAGUGCGGCUACAACAUUCUCACUUGCCGAUACUUCAGUAACAACAGGUAGUUUGUCAACAUCACCGUCAACCUUUUCAGAAACUCUAUCUACAGGAACAACAGACACAACCACAAGUGCUUUUCUAAGCUCUUCAAUUACCUCAACUAUAGCCGAAUCUACAUCUCUGUUGUCAUCUGUAAAUCCUACAGACACAUCCACUGUGUCAGUUGAGAGCUCGACUCCAGGUGUGACAACAGUGUCUUCAGUUUCCACUGGAACAGUUCCAGAGUCCCUAACAACAAGUGCUGAUACUUUAACAUCUUCAAAUGCAGAUACUUCAGCUACCACUGGUAGUUUGUCAACAGCCUUCUCUACAGAGUCAUCUACUGUAUCGUCAUCAACAGAGACUAUUUCCAGUUCUCAACCUCAAAGUUCUUCAGGAACCUCAGCUUCUGUAGAAUCCACAUCAUCUUCAUCAUCUAUCAGCCUUACUGAUACAUCCACCACAACAGCAGAAAGUACAACUCCACUGGUUACAACAUCAGCUGUUGUUUCUUCAGGAUCUGUCUCAGAAUCACUGACCACAAGUGCGGCUACAACAUUCUCACUUGCCGAUACUUCAAUAACAACAGAUAGUUUGUCAACAUCACAGUCAACCUUUUCAGAAACUCUAUCUACAGGAACAACAGACACAACCACAAGUGCUUUCCUAAGCUCUUCAAUUACCUCAACUAUAGCUGAAUCUACAUCAUUGUUGUCAUCUGUAAAUCCUACAGACACAUCCACUGUAGCAGUAGAGAGCUCGACUCCAGGUGUGACAGCAUUGUCUUCAGUUUCCACUGGGACAGUUCCAGAAUCCCUAACAAGUGCUAAUACUUUAACAUCUUCAAACGUUGAUACUUCAGCUACCAUGAGUAGUUUGUCAACAGCCUUCUCUACAGAGUCAUCUACUGUAUCUUCAUCAACAGAGGCUAUCUCCACUUCUCAACCUCAAAGUUCUUCAGGAACCACAGCUGCUAUAGAAUUCACAUCAUUUUCAUCAUCUGUCAGCCUUACUGAUACAUCCAUCACAACAGCAGAAAGUACCACUCCACUGGAGACAUCAUCUGUUGUUUCUUCAGGAUCGGUCUUAGAAUCAUUGACCACAAAUGCAGCUACAACACUUUCACUUGCCGAUACUUCAGUAACAACAGGUAGUUUGUCAACAUCACAGUUAACCUUUUCAGAAACUCUAUCAACAGGAACAACAGACACAACCACAAGUGCUUUCCUAAGCUCUUCAAUGACCUCAACUAUAGCUGAAUCGACAUCAUUGUUGUCAUCUGUAAAUCCUACAGACACAUCCAGUGUACCAGUGGAGAGCUCAACUUCAGGUGUGACGACAUUGUCUUCAGUUUCCACUGGAACAGUUCCAGAAUCCCUAACAAGUGCUAAUACUGUAACAUCUUCAAACGCUGAUACUUCAGCAACCACAGGUAGUUUGUCAACAGCCUUCUCUACAGAGUCACCUACUUUAUCUUCAUCAACAGAGGCUAUCUCCACUUCUCAACCUCAAAGUUCUUCAGGAACCUCAGCUUCUGUAGAAUCCACAUCAUUUUCAUCAUCUGUCAGCCUUACUGAUACAUCUAUCACAACAGCAGAAAGCACCACUCCACUGGUGACAUCAUCUGUUGUUUCUUCAGGAUCUGUCUCAGAAUCACUGACCACAAGUGCGGCUACAACAUUCUCACUUGCCGAUACUUCAAUAACAACAGGUAGUUUGUCAACAUCACUGUCAACCUUUUCAGAAACUCUGUCUACAGGAACAACAGGCACAACCACAAGUGCUUUCCUAAGCUCUUCAAUUACCUCAACUAUAGCCAAAUCUACAUCUCUGUUGUCAUCUGUAAAUCCUACAGACACAUCCACUGUAUCAGUUGAGAACUCGACUCCAGGUGUGACAACAGUGUCUUCAGUUUCCACUGGAACAGUUCCAGAGUCCCUAACAACAAGUGCUGAUACUUUAACAUCUUCAAAUGCAGAUACUUCAGCUACCACUGGUAGUUUGUCAACAGCCUUCUCUACAGAGUCAUCUACUGUAUCUUCAUCAACAGAGACUAUUUCCAGUUCUCAACCUCAAAGUUCUUCAGGAACCUCAGCUUCUGUAGAAUCCACAUCAUCUUCAUCAUCUGUUAGCCUUACUGAUACAUCCACCACAACAGCAGAAAGUACAACUCCACUGGUUACAACAUCAGCUGUUGUUUCUUCAGGAUCUGUCUCAGAAUCACUGACCAUAAGUGCGGCUACAACAUUCUCACUUGCCGAUACUUCAAUAACAACAGAUAGUUUGUCAACAUCACAGUCAACCUUUUCAGAAACUCUAUCUACAGGAACAACAGACACAACCACAAGUGCUUUCCUAAGCUCUUCAAUUACCUCAACUAUAGCUGAAUCUACAUCAUUGUUGUCAUCUGUAAAUCCUACAGACACAUCCACUGUAGCAGUAGAGAGCUCGACUCCAGGUGUGACAGCAUUGUCUUCAGUUUCCACUUGGACAGUUCCAGAAUCCCUAACAAGUGCUAAUACUUUAACAUCUUCAAACGUUGAUACUUCAGCUACCAUGAGUAGUUUGUCAACAGCCUUCUCUAUAGAGUCAUCUACUGUAUCUUCAUCAACAGAGGCUAUCUCCACUUCUCAACCUCAAAGUUCUUCAGGAACCACAGCUGCUAUAGAAUUCACAUCAUUUUCAUCAUCUGUCAGCCUUACUGAUACAUCCAUCACAACAGCAGAAAGUACCACUCCACUGGAGACAUCAUCUGUUGUUUCUUCAGGAUCGGUCUCAGAAUCAUUGACCACAAAUGCAGCUACAACACUUUCACUUGCCGAUACUUCAGUAACAACAGGUAGUUUGUCAACAUCACAGUUAACCUUUUCAGAAACUCUAUCAACAGGAACAACAGACACAACCACAAGUGCUUUCCUAAGCUCUUUAAUGACCUCAACUAUAGCUGAAUCGACAUCAUUGUUGUCAUCUGUAAAUCCUACAGACACAUCCAGUGUACCAGUGGAGAGCUCAACUUCAGGUGUGACGACAUUGGCUUCAGUUUCCACUGGAACAGUUCCAGAAUCCCUAACAAGUGCUAAUACUGUAACAUCUUCAAACGCUGAUACUUCAGCAACCACAGGUAGUUUGUCAACAGCCUUCUCUACAGAGUCACCUACUGUAUCUUCAUCAACAGAGGCUAUCUCCACUUCUCAACCUCAAAGUUCUUCAGGAACCUCAGCUUCUGUAGAAUCCACAUCAUUUUCAUCAUCUGUCAGCAUUACUGAUACAUCUAUCACAACAGCAGAAAGCACCACUCCACUGGUGACAUCAUCUGUUGUUUCUUUAGGAUCUGUCUCAGAAUCAUUUACCACAAGUGCCGCUACAACAUUCUCACUUGCCGAUACUUCAAUAACAACAGGUAGUUUGUCAACAUCACAGUCAACCUUUUCUGAAACUCUAUCUACAGGAACAACAGACACAGCCACAAGUGCUUUCCUAAGCUCUUCAAUGACCUCAACUAUAGCUGAAUCUACAUCAUUGUUGUCAUCUGUAAAUCCUACAGACACAUCCACUUUAUCAGUUGAGAGCUCGACUCCAGGUGUGACAACAGUGUCUCCAGUUUCCACUGGAACGGUUCCAGAGUCCCUAACAACAAGUGCUGAUACUUUAACAUCUUCAAAUGCAGAUACUUCAGCUACCACUGGUAGUUUGUCAACAGCCUUCUCUACAGAGUCAUCUACUGUAUCUCCAUCAACAGAGGCUAUCUCCACUUCUCAAACUCAAAGUUCCUCAGGAACCUCAGCUGCUGUAGAAUCCACAUCAUUUUCAUCAUCUGUCAGCCUUACUGAUACAUCCAUCACAGCAGCAGAAAGCACUACUCCACUGGUGACAUCAUCUGUUGUGCCUUCAGGAUCUGUCUCAGAAUCAUUGACCACAAGUGCGGCGACUACAUUCUCACUUGCCGAUACUUCAAUAACAACAGGUAGUUUGUCAACAUCACAGUCAACCUUUUCAGAAACUCUAUCUACAGGAACAACAGACACAACCACAAGUGCUUUACCAAGCUCUUCAAUGACCUCAACUAUAGCUGAAUCUACAUCAUUGUUGUCAUCUGCAAAUCCUACAGACACAUCCACUGUACCAGUGGAGAGCUCGACUCCAGGUGUGAUCACAUUGUCUUCAGUUUCCACUGGGACAGUUCCAGAAUCCUUAACAACAAGUGCUAAAACUUUAACAUCUUCAAAUGCAGAUACUUCAGCUACCACUGGUAGUUUGUCAACAGCCUUCUCUACAGAGUCAUCUACUGUAUCUUCAUCAACAGAGACUAUUUCCAGUUCUCAACCUCAAAGUUCUUCAGUAACCUCAGCCUUUGUACAAUCCACAUCAUUUUCAUCAUCUGUAACCCUUACUGAUACAUCCAUCACAACAGCAGAAAAUACCACUCCACUGGUGGCAACAUCUUCUGCUGUUUCUGCAGGAUCUGUUCCAGAAUCAUUUACCACAAACACUGCUACAACAUUGUCAAUUGCUGAGACUUCAAUAACAACAAGUAGUUUGUCAACGUCACAGUCAACCAUUUCAGAAACUCUAUCUACAGGAACAACAGACACGAGUGCUUUCCUAAGCUCUUCAAUGACCUCAAAUGUAGCUGAAUCUACAUCAUUGUUGUCAUCUGUAAUUCCUACAGACACAUCCAAUGUAACAGUGGAGAGCUCAACUUUAGGUGUGACAACAUUGUCUUUAAUUUCCAGUGGGACAGUUCCAGAAUCCUUAACAACAAGUGCUAAUACUUUUACACCUUCGAAUGCUAAUUCUUCAGCUAUCACUAGUAGUUUAUCAACAGCCUUCUCUACACAGUCAUCUACAUUACCUCUAUCAGCAGAGGUUAUCUCCACAUCUCAAACUCAAAGCUCUUCAGUAACCUCAUCAACUGUAAUAGUAGAAAGUACCACACCACUGAUAACAACAUCAUCUUCUACUAAAUCUGUCCCAGAAUCAUUGACCACAAGUGCAGCUACAACAUUCUCACUUGCUGAGACUUCAAUACCUACAGAGAUUGUGUCAACACCACUGUCAACCCGGUCAGAUACUCUCUCUACAGGUACAACCUUCACAAGUGUUCUUCUAAGCUCUUCAACUAAAGGUGAAUCUACAUCAUUAUUAUCAUCAGUAAAUCCUAGUACAGCUAGCUCAAACUCUGCUGACCAAUCGUCUUCAAGCACAGCUACCACAGCGUCCACAGAAACAGGGUCUACUGCAAGUAACAGUACAAUAAGACCUGCUGUUAAAACAACUGCAAACACAAUAACAACAUUUGCACAAACAGAGUCUACUGCAACCCGUACAACAAAUGGUUCUGAGAAAUCAACUUCAACCACAGCACCAGCAUCCACACCAACAGGGCCAACGACAACAAGUUCAAAUACCACUCCUGAACAAACAACAUUGACCACAACAACAGCAUCCUCCCAAACAGGUUCUAUCGUGACCAGCACAACAAUCACUUCUGAGCAAUCAGCCUCUACCCCAACAAUAUUAUCCGAGCAAUCAAGGCAAACCAUAACAACUAUAUAUGCACAAACAGGCUCAAUUGCAACUAGCACAUCUCCCAUUGGAUUGACCAGUACAGCUAAUCCAAACACAACAUCCAUACAGACAGAUUUUACCACAAGCAGCACUACAACAAGACCAGGGGUAGAAACAACCUCAAACACAACAGCAUUUGCACAAACAGAGUCUGCAAAAAUCAGUACAACAACCCCUUCUGUGCAGCCAAUGUCAACCAAAAUUACAGCAUCCAUAUUAACAGGGUCCAUGGCAACCAGUACAGCAACAGCAUCCACACAAACUGGGUCUACCACUAACAGUGCAACAGCCACUUCCAAACAAUCAACCUUGGCCACAACAGCAUCCAUACCAACAGAGUCCAUGGCAGCUAGUACAGAAACCCCCUCUGAGCAGUUAACAGGGACCACAACAGCAGCAUCCACACGUACAGGGACUACCUCAACAAGUACACCAACCACUACCAAUCAACCAACCUCGACCAUAACAUCAGCAUUCACACAAACUGGGUCUACCACUAACAGUGCAAUAACCACUUCCAAACAAUCAACCUUGAACACAGCAACAGCAUCCACAGCAACAGGGUCUAAGGCAACCAGUACAGCAAAUGCUUCUGAGCAGUUAACAUUGACUACAACAGCAACAUCCGCACAUACAGGGUCUACCACAAUCAGUACAACUGCCACUUCCAGUCAAUUAACUUUGACCACAACAGCAUCCACACAAACUGGGUCUACCACUAACAGUGCAACAACCACUUCAAAACAAUCAACCUUAUCCACAACACCAACAUCCACACCAACAGGGUCCACAGCAACCAGUACAGCAAACCCUUUUGAACAGUCAACGUUGACCACAACAGCUUUCCCACAAACUGGUUCUAACACCAACAGUACGAUAACGACUUCCAAACAAUCAACCUUGACCACAACAACAGCAUCCACACCAGUAGGGUCCAUGGCAGCUAGUACAGUAAACCCUUCUGAGCAGUUAACGUUGACCACAAUAGCAGCAUCCACACAUACAGGGUUUACUGCAACCAGUACACCAACCACUACCAAUCAAUUAACAUCAACCACAACGACAGCAUCAACACAAACUGGGUCUGCCACUAACAGUGCAACAACCACUUCCACACAAUCAACCUUGACAACAACAGCAGCCUCCACACCAAUAGGGUCUAUGGCAACCAGUACAGCAAACCUUUCUGAAUUGUCAACAUUGACCACAACAACAGCAUCCACACAUACAGGGUCUACUGCAACCAGUACACCAACCACUGCCAAUCAAUCAACAUCAACCACAACAACAGCAUCCACACAAACAGGCUCUAGCACAACCAGUUCAACUACCCCUUCUGAGCAAUCGGUGUCAACCUCAGCCAGUACAACAUCCACUUCUGGAGGGUCUUCAACAACAAGCUCAACACGUGCUACCACAAUAAAUACUAGCCCUGUAACUACUAAUACCUCUACUGCAACUACCACCACUACUACAACACCAACUACUGCUACUUUUACUACAACCACCAUCAAUACUACAACACCAACUACUGCUACUUCUACUACAACCGCCACCACUACAACACCAACUACUACUACUUCGACUACAACCACCACCACCACUACAACACCAACUACUACUACUUCUACUACAACAUCUUCAGCUUGCGCAAAAGCAUCGGUUUCUAUACAAUUCACAAGCGUCACCAGUGAUACGAUUGUAAUCAGACUAAUUAAAGAAGGGGCAUCGGCAGACGCUCAGUACACUGUAACCUUGUCCACUGAGGGCAUCACUAAGAAAGUAAAUAUUACGAAUGCAUCCAGUGUCACCUUCUCAGACCUUUCUCCAUCAGUACAGUAUUCCAUCUAUACCCAACAAAAUUCCUGUCCACAGAAAGCAAAAUUCAACACCACCAUCUGGACAACUGCAAGGGUUUAUGCUUCACAAAUAAAAGUGACUAAUCAGGUAUACAAGCCUGCUUACAACGAUUCAAGCAGUGAAGCAUUCAAAGACUUUGAGAAAAACUUUAUCAAUGAGGUGAGACUAGUCUGUCGCUACUUUUUUUUUUUGGGGGGGGGGAUGUUUAUGUGA
Molecule: messenger RNA, 14052 nt
Organism: Rana temporaria (common frog)
Lineage: Eukaryota; Metazoa; Chordata; Amphibia; Anura; Ranidae
Product: serine-rich adhesin for platelets-like
Exons: 5
Coding region: 1-14052 (4683 amino acids)
Source: RefSeq, a predicted model, not a curated record